AUGACCAUGACCGAGUCGAAGCGCGCCAAGACCGCCAUGACCGAGUCGAAGCGCGCCAAGGCGAACACAGGACGAUGGCUGCUGCCGCCGAUCGUCCUCCAGGUCGUCCACUACCUCGAUGAAGCUAGCGACGUCUUGGCCUGUCUACAUGCGGUGCCAAGUGACGCUCGGGACGAGGCUCUCGAUGCGCUUGUGACGCUUCUGGCACAGGACGGCUUCCUGUGGCCGGUGGCGGAAGUGGACGCCUUGGCAAAGAUGGACAAGGUGUCUGUGCUCAAGGCGCUACCAGCAUUCUGCAAGCUUGUGGUCAACGAGGACUGCCCUCGAGUCGGCGAUUUUUGCCGCUGCACGCCGCUUCCGCCAACCGCCAAUGUCUGCGCAGCUGUCGACAACGUGCACGAUCUCGAAUCCAAGCUUGGCAGCUGGGUGCCAAGCAUUGUGCGCCUCGUUUUCAGCGCCGAGUCCAUUUCGCUCGACAGGCACGACCUUGCCCGCGCCCUUGCUGCGUGUACGAAGCUCCAGGAGCUCUACAUCGAUUGGAACGAUGCCGUUGAUCAAGCGCAGCUGAACGACGUCAUGGCGGCCGUCGCUGCAUCGUGCCCGCGCCUUGCCCAUUUGCGCGUCUUUUCCAAGACGGUUGUGCGUCUACAGUGCUGCAAAAGCCUCGUCGCGUGGCUGUCUCUACCGCAUGCUCGCGUGUUCAAGCUCUUCGGCAUCGACUUUGCGCCGCCCGCCGCCAAGACCUUGGCACACACUCUUUUCACGUCAACGACGCUUCGAACGAUCAAGCUGCUUGGCGCUUCAAACGUCCUUGAAGCGUUUUUGAAUCCGAGCUACCCGCCACUGCCCCGACAACUGCGCAACGUGUCGAUGCACCGACACUUGUAG
Saprolegnia diclina VS20 is the source of this 888-nucleotide messenger RNA. RefSeq lists its product as hypothetical. Lineage: Eukaryota; Oomycota; Saprolegniomycetes; Saprolegniales; Saprolegniaceae. The coding region runs from base 1 to 888 and encodes 295 amino acids. The record is from RefSeq and is a predicted model, not a curated record. The transcript is spliced from 2 exons.